Messenger RNA from Cyclocybe aegerita, 2250 nucleotides. Lineage: Eukaryota; Fungi; Basidiomycota; Agaricomycetes; Agaricales; Hemipholiotaceae. The record is from the annotation of a GenBank genome assembly.
AUGAUCCUUCUUGACCUCCCACUGGAAACGCUAGACCACAUCGUAUCAACGAUUGCAUCGCCAGCCGACCUCGCAAACCUGGGUGAAGCCUGCCGACUUCUUCAUUCCAUCGUGUCUCCGAAUCAUACGCAGUUCCGGGAAAUCAGGGCGCCGCUGUUGUUACCCGUAUGGUCCAAGCUCGCAGAGAACCACUCGCUGGCGCAGAACGUGAGGAUUAUCGAGGUCCAGUCCGUAGAACUAUACCAAUACUCCGAUCGCGUUGACGAUCCACUCAUUCCUGGUGUCUUUCGAGAUCUGCAAAUCCCGCAAGCUCCUGUAAUCAACGACUAUGAAGACGACGACGGAGAUCCUCCUGUUGCGGCCAGAGCGUACGAUGCGGCGAAGAACGUCAUGCACCUCGGAGCGGAGCGUGUAUUCGUUGCUGCAUUGAAGGGGAUGGUCAACCUGACCUCUUUCAAGUGGUCGCGGACCCCGACAUUGAUCGAUCCGGCAGAAGAAGAGGAUGUAUGGACGGUCCUUAGAGGCCUACCCUGUCUGACCGAUGUAGAUGUCGUCGAUCGGGAGAAGCCAUAUGAAGGAGAUCUGGGAGAAGUGGACGACCCCGCGUACCAUAGACCAACCUUCAGCACGAAUUUCUUCUCGCUGAAAAGUCUCAAGUCAUUCUCUUUCAUUACAGAAGCGUACAACACUCCGUCCGCUGGAAAGCCGAACUUGGACUGCCUGGCUACGAUGCUCGUCAAUGAUUGUCCUGACUUGGAGGUCCUCAAGCUGUCAGCUACCAUGUUUAACAAUACUUUUCGCACUGUCCCCGGCAGAAUAUUACUGCGUGGUGCAUGGGCCUCUCUUAAGGAGGUUCAACUCCGCGGUGUUGAAUGCCUCGGCGAACUAUUAUUCCCAUUUCUCGCUGCCCAUCCCACCAUCGAGGUUCUGUCCCUCCUGGGAUCGACGCCCAUGAUGGAUCCUUCUUAUAUUAGCAGCGCUGGCAGCCUUCCCAUUCGCGGUCUCCUUCCAAGGUUGCGAAUCAUUCGCGGUACGCCUUUGGGACGCCUCCUGCUAGCCAUUAUGACUUCCUCCCUGCAAUCACCCCGCCCCUUGGAAGAAAUGGUCGGCGCCAUACCCAGUGAAUCUUUUCUUCAUGCUUUGAAGCAGAGCGGAAGUGGGUCGAAUGUCAAGAGAAUAGUGUUUUGGUCUUUAAAUGACGUAUCACUUCUAACAUUCAUUCCCCAACUCGCCGUGAUUGUCCCUAAUCUGGAGUCCCUUGUUAUGAAGUUCCACCCUCAGAACGAAUAUGGAGUCAGCCAAACAUCGGGCACUUUUCGCGUCGAGCUCGUCAUUCACGUUGUCCACCGAAACCCAAGUAUGUGUCCGCAGGUCGUGGCAACAGCGACAAGACACUCUUUGACGCGAUUUCAAACGGCGCCGAGGAUCACCCGCCGCCUACCCCGCAGUCCCAAGACAGGCCUCCCGCAACCCCACGUCAAAAUCAUCACCCGCGAGUUCGCGCCAUGUCGUCUGGAAGACCACUACCACACCACGCUCAAGGACGACCUCAUGUACAUGACAUACACGCACCAAGUUGGGGAAGCCAAACAACCACGUCAAAUUCGACUCAAGUUCGACCCGAACGAUCCGUACUCCAAAUACCGACGCAACACGCCUGUUGGAGGGUCGCAAAUUGGGAAGAAGCCCGCGCCACCGUCGUCGCCUGAUAAUAUCGUACGACUAGAGAAGAUCCAGCUGCAUACGAUGGUAAAGGAGGCCGUGUCGAACAAAGGGAACCUGCUCGGUGCAAUGAUGCAGAUGAAGGCGCUGACCGGCGAGUCGUUCCAAGCUGGUGGCCAACAUGCCGUUCAAGGUAUCGAGCUCGUGCGGGGGAAGAAGUCUGUUGGUGGAUGGCUACGGCCUGGUGUCCCCGUGGGCGUCAAGGUCGACUUGAGGGGGCAGGCCAUGUAUGAUUUCCUGGGUACUCUCGUCGAAUUCGUCCUGCCUCGACUACGUGACUUUUCGGGUAUCGUCCUUCCUCCAUCAUCAUCGUCUGUAAACACACCGAGUGCCGUCUCGGGAGUUGUAUCUUUUGGUCUUCCAGCACAGGCCAUCGUCUUCUUUCCGCAAAUCGAAGUCAAUGUUGAUUCUUACUCAAAACUAUACGGAAUGCACAUCCACUUCGUGACAAAUGCAAGAGGAGUUGGUGCCCAGGACCGUGCCCGGGCCUUGGUAUCAGGGUACCAAAUUCCUUUCAUUCGCAAGUAG